ACGUAAGCUCCCACACUCAACCCUAUUUAAAAAAUUGUCGGUACAUCAUCGAAAAACGAGUUGUCUUCUUUAUUCUUCGAAAGAUUUUGUGUACCUAUCUUCUAAACGUAAUUUGCAUAUCGUGUUCCAAAAGUCAAGUGCUUUACGAUGGGGGAUAGUCAAAGUGAAAAUCAACCCUUGCUGAGAGAUGGUAAGGAAGCUGAUGUUUUUUUUGUUUUGACAGCUGAUGAUUCAACCAACAUUCAACAAUAUCGUCAGGAGGUAAAUGUGAGCACAACAUCAAUUGGCCCCGAUGAGCUGCCUCCACCAUACCAGCAAGCGGGAAUGCCUAUGGUGACAUGUCGUGUGUGCCAGGCUAUGAUCGACAUAUCUGGGAAGAGGGAGCAACAUGUUGUCAAAUGCUCAGAAUGUAAUGAAGCAACUCCAAUAAGGAAUGCUCCGCCGGGCAAGAAGUAUGUCCGCUGUCCUUGCAAUUGCUUGCUGAUUUGCAAGUCCUCUUCCCAGCGCAUUGCUUGCCCACGACCCGACUGCAAGAGGAUUAUUAACCUGGCGCCGUCUCCCGUCACCCCGCCCGUGCCGACGUUGCCGGGCAUGUGCAGGGUCAUCUGCGCUCAUUGCCAAGACACAUUUUUGUACCAGUUGCUGAAGAACGCGCCGGUGCGCUGCCCGCACUGCCGGAAGGUGUCGUCGGUGGGCGCGCGCAUGAAGCGCAUGCGCGGUAUAAUCUUCGGCGUGCUGGCGGCGGUGCUGUUCGCGGUGGCGCUGGGCGUGACGCUGGGCACGCUGUCGGCCGCCAAGAGCCACGGCGGCGGCGUGUACGUGGCGUACGUCGGUGGCUUCCUGCUCGCGCUCAUACUGGCCAGCCGGGCCAUCUACUACUUCGCCAUGAAAGUCAGCACGAUCGAGGGCCCGAUGUAAACGGCGACAUAUGUAUGCGGUUAUAUUUGUGAUAAACAACGUUUUGUAUGACUAGUUAUUAUAAUAGAAAAUUCUCAAUUCUAUAUUAUGUAACGAAACUUGCAACAAUUGUAUCGUCAAAUUGGUUAUAUGCCUAAUAAAUAUUGGAACCACCUCGACAUAGAGCCGCGCAGGUUCUAUUUGAUGAUGUUGGUUUUAUAGAGCCAUUUAUCUGAAAAGGUUUUAUUGUAAUCGAAUAAACGUAUUAGAUAGGUUGACCAUAAAAUCAAAAAACAUAACAAUUUUAGUGUGCGCGAGUUGUACACACGCGUACAGGUGGAUCGAAAACACACAUGCAUUCCGGACAGUGAUAUAUAUACUGAAAGAUAUCGAAAAAUAUGUAAGUAAAAUUCAAUUUGUGCUUUCGAGUUGAGCAUGGUGUUGUAAUUCCAUUAGUUUUACAUUAAUUCAAUAGUGAUCAGUAUCUGUGCCUGGUGGGAAGAAGCCCCAAGCGCUAAUUACCUUGACCGAGGCUUUGUCGAAUCCGGGUCAUACUAAACGAAAUCGGCAAAGCCUUGAAAGAGGAAUGUUUUUCCACACGGUAAAUACAUAGAUUCGAGUAAUAAUAAAACAGUUAUCUUUAUAAAAAAUACAAAGCGCCAAGCUGAAAUUUUUCAUAAUACACGCAGAACACGUCGAAAAUUAUAAAAAAAAAACAGUAUUUCGAUCAGUCACAAAACGAAAUAAAAGCCAUGACAAAUAAUUAUUGUAGACUCUAUGUUUUAGUUCAGCCACUCAUGACGUGCAUUAAAGAGGUCAUCGUCCCAUGUUCGUAAUUACUCAUAAACAAUCUGAUAUAAUUAUGUUAUUCGUGUGGCGUUUGUAAGCUUUGUUGUCUUUUUUAAUUUUAUGGUAUUAAAUAAAAAAUAUAUAAGCUACGAGAUUAUCCCUAUAUAGUUUGUAUUAUAUUCAGCUUUGCGUACUUGAGAGAUAUCCAAAAUUGUCGCCAAGUUUUGAGACCGGGUGAUUUAGUUUUUAUCAUUAUUAAACUAUUUUUAUUCAGUUAUUUUAUAUUAGUUGUACUCUGAAAACCACAGAAAAUAAUGAAAGCAAUAAUUUGUAUUUGCAUGUAUUAAAUUUGUGUUAUAAAAUGUAAAUAUAUAAAUUAUUCUAAAUAUAAUAUAGACACCAUUGGGUUGACUUGUAAUUAGAAUAAUAUAUUCGCUAUUAUGUAAUGGUGUUUUAAAUCUCAGUCGGCUUAGAUGCCAUAGCAAUUAUACUUAUGGACACGAAGAUAUAGAAACUGUAUACCAAGUAGUUGUGCAACUUAGUUUAAAAACUUAAUUUUAAGUUCACAGCAUUUCUGAAAUAUGACGCUUAACUUACAUGUUGGAUCAUAAAAAGUAUAAUCUUGUGACAUUGGCGUAAAAAAAGCGCUUUCAUAAAAAACAAUAUGUACUAGUCGCUUCUGUAACACGCAAAAAAAAUAUCAGUCCUCAAAAACACUCCGUUUUGAUAUAUCUUGUUUAUUUUUAAUCCAAAUAUUUUGGUUCAUAUGAAUUUUAUAUUAACAAAUAUAAUGUUUAUGUAAAAUUCAUGUCAGUUAUAGCAGACCAAUAUUAAUGCCGCUUCUUAUAGAAUAUUAAUUUUAACAUAGUAAUAAUAAUUUGUGACAUAGUUUUCGAACGGGCUAUAUACAUAUUAUUAACAGCGAGCCAUUAACUCCAAAUACCGACCGUUUUCUUACGUAAGUCUGUAUAAUUCGUCUCUAUUCCCUUAACAUAUAACUUCACGUAUCGAUUUGUUGCGAAAGACAUUUACUGGUGGUCCCGUAUGUGUAGUUCCUGAUGCCGGGAACUUGGGUGGUAGUCACACUGGAGACAUGUUUCUACUCUCAAUCCAUUCCGUAGAGUGUUCGUGAUUUGCUAACAAACUUUUAAAUUAACUUUCACAUUUAUAAUAUGUAUAUAACUAAACGUCACGUAUAGCAGAUAGUCGAAAUAUCAUGUUUUUAAAGUUCUCAAUACUGGCAUGUUAGAUAAAUUUUGUCCCUAACCUGUUACAAUAAUCAGGAAUUUCUGGAUAUUAGAAAUUUAAAACAAUAUCAAUAAUAUUUCAUAAGAAUUAAACCAAGAAUAAUUCUGACUGGAGGAGCUGUUUUUGAGGAUUAAUGGUAAGAUAAAUUCAUUGUGUUUUUGCGCGCGUCAAAUAUCGACUGGUGUGCGAGUUGUGUUUCACUGUCGGUACUACAUAUUGUCAGAUCUAAGCCUAUACUCUUCGCACGAAUUUACGUAUUACAGUGUACUCGUAAGUUAUCAUUUCAUGAAAGCAAAUUUUUGCAUGAAAAUUUGAACCCCGCGAGUGAAUUUGGAACUAAAAUAACGCAGCAUGAACAUUGGGCACUUGUAAACUUCGAAUAGUAAAUUAUGUAACCAUGGUAACGGUAAGCUUAUAUGGGUACCUAUCGGUAGUACCAAUUUGUUUUUUUGACCUAUUAUCAAACAACUUUCUAGAUACGAAUUUAUUUAUUUAUUUACUUUAGGAAGAUUUACAGACAAAUAAUAUCAGUAGAGUUUAAACACAAAAUAUAGUUUUAUGCUAAUUAGAUAUCUCCACUAUUAAAUUACCAGAUAGUAGUGUUUGAGGGCUUAUAAUGUGAAUGUUUAUGUUACAUUAAAUAUAUACUAUAACGCGUUAAUUCCUGCUAAAGAUCAGAACAAAUGGUCUGACAAUAGUAUAAUAUACUCAUGACAAAAGAUUACACAGCUCGCGACGCCGUAGUGGCUUGAAGCACGCUAAAACCCAUCAUGUUUAUCGAAGCCAUUUAAAACCCUUAAUUAACUGCUACGUAGAACGUGAUCUGAGUUACAAAGCGACGAAACAAGUUUGAUCAUAGGUUACACAAUUAUUAUCAAUGCUUUGCCGAAAUUAUGGUAGUCAAUGUGAUUAUAUUUGACCAAGUAGGUACUAUACGAUUAACAAUAGAAUAGUGUUCAAAAUUAACAUUUUAACUUUCACACCAUCGUAAACGUUAAGAAUGACUUAAUACACUUACGACCGUUAAGUAAUUUCUUACGGAAUGUAACUAAACACUGUAAAGCUUAAUUUAGAACUUGUUAUCGAUUCGCGUUGAGUUGCUUGAUAUAUUCAA
Molecule: messenger RNA, 4048 nt
Organism: Manduca sexta (tobacco hornworm)
Lineage: Eukaryota; Metazoa; Arthropoda; Insecta; Lepidoptera; Sphingidae
Product: type 1 phosphatidylinositol 4,5-bisphosphate 4-phosphatase
Exons: 4
Coding region: 148-918 (256 amino acids)
Biological process (GO): phosphatidylinositol dephosphorylation
Cellular component (GO): phagocytic vesicle membrane; lysosomal membrane; late endosome membrane
Molecular function (GO): phosphatidylinositol-4,5-bisphosphate 4-phosphatase activity
Source: RefSeq, a predicted model, not a curated record